This is a messenger RNA of Dendroctonus ponderosae (mountain pine beetle), 4738 nucleotides long. It is a transcript of the gene Als2, whose product is annotated as alsin. The transcript is spliced from 8 exons. Bases 280 to 4605 code for a protein of 1441 amino acids. The record is from RefSeq and is a predicted model, not a curated record. NCBI's taxonomy places the organism in Eukaryota, Metazoa, Arthropoda, Insecta, Coleoptera, Curculionidae.
UUUCAAAUUCACCAGGCUUACAAACAGAAGCUGCUAAUACCCUAGACGAUCAGGCCUUAACCUAAGGAAAAAAAACAGCUGGACGUUUAAACGUCAAUCAAUACGAACUAGGAAGAUUUCAAAUAAGUAAAUAAUGGGCAGAAAUACAAAACCUUAGUUCUCUCUUAAUGCAACAAUUAGCUUAUCGAAUAAUGCCCAGUUUUCCAUUCAGCCCAUUCUCGACUACCACUCAACUAGCCUUAGUGAGCUUGAAAGGCAAAAUGUGAAGAUCACUCCAAGAUGAAUCAUAGCUUCAAUUUGUGGAUCCACAACAGAAAUGUGGAAGUUCUGGCUACUAUCAGCGAGCCAAUUAAAAAGAUUGCCAACAUUGGUAACCACCUGUUCCUACUAACCAGCAGCAAUGUGCUUCAUGAAGGUUUCCUUGAGCAAACCGAAGAGCAGAGCUUUGUGUCUUUUAGAGAGCUCCCCAACCAGUUGCAAGCAGUGGAUAUUCAAAGCCAUGAUGAUUCGUUGUUUGUAAUUGAUGGCAAUGGCAGCGUCUUGAAGUGCAACGAGCAGCUGGAGGUAUUAAAGGAAAUUAAUCUUCUAGAAGAGUACCAGUGCGCACUGGGGCACAGCACCCUAACAUACAAAGUGAAGGUUAAAAGCCUGGCGAUUGGCAAAUUUGGGGCUCUUUACGUGUCCGAAAGCAACCAGCUGUGGGGCAGUGGAGACAUGCCCCAAAUCGGCAUAACUAGUGACGUGCCUAGGAAAGUGGCAUUUUUCUCUGGAAGAAUUGUGCAUGGUAUUUCAGUGGGGGCUGAUUUUGCUGUUGUGGUAGUCGGCAAGCCCACAGUGGAAACUGAGAAUAGCUUCUGUGAUACGUUAUUUGCCCCGGCUUGCCAGUUGUGCAGCUCAAACUCUCAGAAAUCCUCUGAUUGCUCGCCCACCAACCUUUGCCCUUUGGGAAUGAGGCUUCAGAGUGACGACUUAGACAAUACUACAUCAGAAGAGCUCGAAGCGGCCUCAGCUAAUUCAGGCGUUAAGUCGGAAGGCGAUGAUAAAACUGAGAAGAACAUAAUUUUCCGCAACACUGAAGCAGCCAAGGACUUCCUCACUCGGCAGAUAUCGCGAAUGUCAUCCGUUGGCGAAGAGUACUUGAUGGAGUGCACUGAAAAACCCACAAGAAUCUUCAAAGAAAACAUGACGAAUGUGGCUACUUUGGUCUAUGAAGGAGUUAAAACCGUUGGGGAUAAAGUGGCGACACUUUCACGCCAUGUAAGCUCCAGCUCGGAACACACGAAUCUAUCAGAGAACAGCCAGCAGAGGAAAAACUCGAAGGAGGAUUUCUUACUGUCAGUCAGUCAAAGCACUUCGGAGCGCGACUUGCAGGACUUGGAGGUUCAGGAUAAUGUUGAUGUGAUUGUGAAUCAGGGAAAGGAUCUGCUCAAUCGCGAAGUAUGGAUGUGGGGCAAUGUUAAACAUGGUUGUAUUGUAUUUUUAGGUGUUGACACCAAGAUGGACCUUCCAGUCAUUCUAUCAAUCCUUUCGAAAUCAGGAGUAUCGAAAAUAUCAUUACAAAACUACCACGCCUGUGCUCUAACUCUCGAUGGCCGAGUUUUUCUCUGGGGCCGCAAUAACGACCAUCAAGUGACUUUGGAAAACAAAGCCGAUCAAUCGGUGCCAAAGUUGUUCGUCUGCAAUAUGAAUGAAAGAGUGAUCGAUGCCACGUGUGGCGACUAUUUUACUGUGAUUUUAACUACCAAAAACAACGUAACAUACUUCGGGAGGAGUUCGCAAAGUUACCAAACGAUCUACCAUCGAUUUAUGUCGGAAAGCGAAGAUUCUGGUGAGAAGCCAGUGGAGUUGUUCAGCAACUUCCUGAGCAGCAGCGAAUAUUCAGUGCUGAAUGUGGGGCCAAAGUGCGAGGAGAGUUUUAACAACUUUGUGGUAAAGGAGCAAAACAUGCUGGAGGAAAUGUUGUGCGUACAUCAGCAGAUUCUAAGGCUGCUGAUAAAGAAAUCCAAUGAUCUAGAGGACGGAGAGCUUUAUGACCUCCUUUGCAAGAACUACAGGGAUUUUUUGCAUUUUCUUGCAGUAAAUAUUGAAUCUCUUUUGCAAUACCGCAACGGUCUCAUAGGCAUCAACGAUGUAACCAUUGUGAAAAACUACAAGGAAUUCUUGUUGAUCUAUCAGAACUACGUGGACUGUAUUCAAAAUGUAUCAGCCAUCAGCGGCUUUGCGGCGAUAGCGACAACAAUAGCAGUCAGUCCGCAACUAUACAGCUUAAGAACGGGAACUCUCAAAGAGAAGACUAAUAAUGACCAAGACAUUGCUGUCCUGUUAACGUCGCCAGCAAAGCGAGUUGGUUUCUACAUGGAUUUUUUCCGAAAAUUCUGCAAUAUAGACUAUCAAACUAGGUGGAAGGAUUUCAUGGAAUAUGUGGACUGCAAGGGGAAAGAAGCUGAAAAAACCAGGAUUUUCUGGAUGAACGCUGGCAGCACCAUCAAGUACAUGAUGGAGCCCAAACGGCGCUUAAUAUGCGACAGCCAAUCCGACCCAAUAAACCUACAAAGCUCAAGCAGAUUCUCCUCCCAUCGCUUCGUCCUUUUUUCGGAUAUUUUCGCCCACAUCAGCGGCUCUUCCCCGCAUUUGCACGCGCUCAACAUGAUCUGGCUGGAUAUUCCGCAUCACGAGUCCCUCCACCUGAUCUGCCUCAAAUUGCCCGAAGAAACCCUCACUCUGGUGGCUCCGGAUGGCGUCACUAAGAACACCUGGUACCACGCCCUGCAACAUGCCAUCAAAGCCGCCCUCAACAAAACUGAUCUCUUCCAGCCACCCUUAGCUCGAAAUGGAAAAUACACGUUCACCAAGCCGGGGGUUUUCAAAGACGCCCAGUAUACAGGGCGCUGGUUGAACGCGAAAAUGCACGGCUCGGGGAAGAUGGUUUGGAGCGAUGGUCGCUCUUAUACCGGCCAGUUUAGCAAUAACAGUUUGAGCGGAUAUGGUUCAAUGGAUAUUCCAAAUUUUGGCACCUAUGAAGGGGAUUGGAAAGACAAUAAACAGAACGGCUAUGGAACAUUCACCUACAGUAGCAAAGACAUCUACAAGGGCUACUUUAAAGAUGGCCAGUUUCACGGGCACGGUUUGUUGCGCAAAGGCACUUUCAUGGCAAAUUCGGCCUCCCUGUACAUCGGCGAAUGGGACGCGGGCCGGAAAUGCGGAUAUGGAGUGAUGGACGAAAUUUCCACCGGCGAAAAGUACUUGGGAUGUUGGUCGGACCACAAAGAGGGCAGCGGUCUCAUUGUCACUUCCGAAGGCACUUAUUAUGAGGGGAACUUCCACAACGACGUACUCUCGGGCCACGGCGUGAUGGUUUUAGACGACGGCACUCACUAUGAUGGAGAGUUUAAAGGCACUGGCAUCCUAGGAGGAAAAGGCGCAGUUACUCUCCCUUCUGGCCACGUGAUUGAGGGGCAUCUGAUCGGGAGUUUGGAGGAGGGAAUUAAGAUUAACGCAGCCACCCUUCGGAAAACGGCAGACUUAAACCAGGCCCUCCCAAAGUCCUUCGGGCAGCUCUGCACGGCGCCGGCGAAUAAAUGGAAAGCCCUCUUCAAGCACUGCCGGGAGGUUCUUGGGCUGGACGACGGGGCUGCCAGUGUGGAAACCCCCCGGAUAUGGCAAAAUGUUGCUGUUUAUUUAACCAGCGCGUCCACUUUGAAGAGGCGCAAAGGCGACGACGGUAGCCUGCAAAAUUCGCUCAACAACCUCGACGUGAUUCCUCCAUUCGGGCGCGAUAAAAUCACCAUAGAAUCCUACAUGGAAAUCAGAGCAUACUUAAACAGGGCCUUCGAGAGUCCUUUGCACCCUUUAGGGUCCCUACUAAACAACCUAUGCGAAGCCUACAUAUCCUCGUACAGCGGCAAAGUGCAUCCUAUCUUAGUAAACCACGCGAUUAUGGAGGUAAUCGACGUUGCUCAAAGGGUUUAUGGCAUAAUAGUGUAUCUUUUCCCAGCCUUGCCCAGUUGCGAAAGCGAGUACGUGUUAAAUCGUACUGACGAUGAUUACGAAAUCAUCAAUUACCAGUCGCUGUUGUACCCGCUAAUCCUGCCAAAGGUUUAUAAUUGCUUGUGCACCCUGCUGAGCCUGAAAAAUGAAAGUCAGGAGAAACAGUAUAAAAAAGUUCUGAUCGAGUGGAACAAGCUUUCAGACAGGAGCUUGAUGAGUGGACUUUCCGUCGAAAAGAAAUUUCUCCACCUGGAUCAGUACAUAAACUUAUCGGACAAAAGUUGCGCUUUUGUGGAAGCCAUCGAAACGUUACAGCAAAUAAUAACGGUCUUCCUGCCCAUUGAGAAGCUCUCAGUGAUACGCAGUACGGUGAAAAAAAUGACUCCCGUUGCUCAGGAGCUUUUAGGCGAUGCCUACGUAUGGAACAUGGACGAUUUAUUCCCGUUGUUCCUCUAUGUGGUGGUUCGGGCCAGAAUUCCACAUCUGGGGGCCGAGCUGGAGUUUAUGGAACAUUUCAUGGAUAGAAACCUGGAAAAUGGCGAACUGGGAAUUAUGUUUACCACCCUCAAGGCAUGCUACCAGCAAAUACUCCAAGACAAAUCCGUUUUUAUUCUCUAGAAAUUGAUGUGAUAGAUUUUGUUUAUUUUUAUUCAUUUAUUGAUUCGUCGUGUUUUAUCAAGACUGUACCUGAAAAUAAAUUGAUACAAGCUAUAUAUACAUAUAUAAUAAUAAAUCGUUGUAUUUUAACUGA